Molecule: messenger RNA, 411 nt
Organism: Meloidogyne enterolobii
Lineage: Eukaryota; Metazoa; Nematoda; Chromadorea; Rhabditida; Meloidogynidae
Source: the annotation of a GenBank genome assembly
AUGUUUAAUUUAAAGCUUAAUUUUAAGUUAUUACAAUGCUAUACAACUUGUUCAUUCUGGAGCCGUUCACAGUCAAGAGGUCAUAAAAAUGACAAAAAAUAUUUUUUAGAGGCUAUUAUUUUUAUUUUUCAGUGUGUUCCAGGGUGUUCCCGAUGGGAAUACGGUGUGUCCCUACAACAAAGUCCAGCUUUACAACCCUUUGUACAACACGAAUUUAAUUUGGAAAUUAGUUUCUACGAUUUACAAUAUGAACAUGUGAAGGAGGCAAAUUUAUUCUCAUCAAAUAAUUUUUUAUUUUCUGAUAUCCAGGUUUAUACAAUUUCUGUUCCCGGCUUUAUGUCGCAGAUUGGAGGCCAAUUUGGAUUUUUCCUAGGACUCUCAAUUAUUACAAUGAUACAAGUAAAUAACUAA